Molecule: messenger RNA, 656 nt
Organism: Brassica oleracea var. oleracea
Lineage: Eukaryota; Viridiplantae; Streptophyta; Magnoliopsida; Brassicales; Brassicaceae
Product: transcription factor PAR1-like
Exons: 1
Coding region: 92-445 (117 amino acids)
Biological process (GO): regulation of DNA-templated transcription
Source: RefSeq, a predicted model, not a curated record
UAUAUACACACACAUUCACACAUGCACUUUCCUCACUUAUCAUUAUUCUCUCAAGCAUUUCACUCCUCUCUCUCUCUCUCACACACACACAAUGGAGAAAACUCUAGCAACUUCCGACAACACUAGAUCUAUUUCGGUGUUGUCCUCAGCCGCCGUGAAAUCACGCGACGCUGGUUUCGAGCGCAGAACCAAACGGAGAUUGUCGCAGACCAAGGCAAGCGUGUGUGUGUCCGGUGAAGAAGAAGAUGAUGAAGAAGAAGAGCUAAAGGAGAAGAUUGAGGCAUUACAGAGGAUUAUUCCCGGAGGAACGGCGCUUGGUGUGGACGCGCUCUUCGAAGAGACAGCUGGUUACAUAAUGUCUCUACAAUGUCAGAUCAAAACCAUUAAAGUCCUCACUUCAUUUAUCCAACGCUUAGAUAAACAAGAUAUGAAGUUCGGAGGUUGAAAGAUGAUGAUGGAUGACACCAAGAUUUUCCUUCUUUUCUUUAGAAUUUUCUUUUAAAAAUUCAGUCAGUUUUUAUUUUAUUUUUAACUCUUCCUUUUAAAUAUGGCUUUUUAGCUUUAAUAUAUGGGGAAAGAGAUCUCAACAUUUUUUUUCUUCAGAAUCUUUUUCUUUAGCAAGACUUAAAAUCUUUUAAUUUUAGAGUUAUGAUUUU